AUGCCCAUCCGUGUCGCCGCCGCCUCCAUCUCGAGCUCGUCACGAAAGGAUGCCAGCUCCGUCACGCCGCACUCUGCCAGCGGUCUCAUCAAGAAGGAGCGCAAGGAGGUUCCCCUGCCCAGCCAGGAGCCCACCAAGGGCGUCUUGCAAUAUGCUCUGUACGCAAAACCACCCCUCAUCACCACUAUCACCCACAAGCGCUCCCCCCUCGACCGCAAGAAUCUCCCUACUCGCCACAUCACCAAACACCUUCUUCCCACCUCCCUCGACGUAAUAACGAACUGGGCCCGCCAGUCCUCCCUCUGGCCCAUGACCUUCGGUCUCGCCUGCUGCGCCGUCGAGAUGAUGCACCUCUCCACGCCCCGAUACGACCAGGACCGUCUCGGCAUCAUUUUCCGCGCCUCCCCGCGCCAGUCCGACGUGAUGAUCGUCGCCGGCACCCUCACAAACAAGAUGGCCCCCGCCCUGCGCCAAGUCUACGACCAGAUGCCCGACCCCCGCUGGGUCAUCUCCAUGGGCUCCUGCGCCAACGGAGGCGGUUACUACCACUACAGCUACUCCGUCGUCCGCGGCUGCGACCGCAUCGUCCCCGUCGACGUCUACGUCCCCGGCUGCCCCCCGACCUCCGAGGCCCUCAUGUACGGCAUCUUCCAGCUCCAGCGUAAGAUGCGCAACACCAAGAUCACCCGCAUGUGGUACCGCAAGUAG
Messenger RNA from Colletotrichum aenigma, 708 nucleotides. RefSeq names its product NADH-ubiquinone oxidoreductase 19.3 kDa subunit. The transcript has 2 exons. Lineage: Eukaryota; Fungi; Ascomycota; Sordariomycetes; Glomerellales; Glomerellaceae. Bases 1 to 708 code for a protein of 235 amino acids. Gene Ontology annotation, biological process: electron transport coupled proton transport; aerobic respiration; mitochondrial respiratory chain complex I assembly. Gene Ontology annotation, molecular function: NADH dehydrogenase (ubiquinone) activity; 4 iron, 4 sulfur cluster binding; quinone binding. The record is from RefSeq and is a predicted model, not a curated record.